UCAACCCACCAUCACGCCACACAUCAGCAUCACGAUACCCCACAGCUAGCCAGGCACCUGAUCGGCAACGUAGCUACCAGCCUUAUAAUUCAUCAUGGAUCCAUGGAGAAAUGCAGCGUUGCAGAACGCAAAAAUACAAACAUUCUUAUCAUCGGCCAGAGAUUCAGCUCAUUCAAACACAAAUCAAGACUCGCCUGAAGACCACAGUGAUAUGCCAGCACCACCUGCCUACCACAUGGUUGUCGAUCCUGAGGCACACACAUCCAACAUGUCCUCGCCAUACGAUCCCGAGUCAGAAGACGAGAGAGAAGACAGUGAAGACGAUGCCCCAGAAAUCACGAUCAAUGCAACGACGCAAAUUCGAGGAAGUGGAAACAUCAUCUCCAUCGCGCAGAUGGACAGCGUACGGAUCGCGGGCCUCAUCGCUACAAUAGUUUCUGGAGAUCCUGCACAUUCAGAACCAACAUCGUCUGAAACAUCUACGCCGCCACCACAAGUACCUGUCACCAACCUGAGUUCAAACUCAAAUCGCACCGGAAGGAAGAAGAAGGGCGGGCUCAACGUCAACAUCACUGUGAACUGCGGUGCAACCAUCAUCGGCGACCGCAACAUUGUCGGCCCUGGGCUCGGCGACAUCGCGCGGCAGAUGCAACUCGCGCAGCGCAACGCAGCGAUGCAAGCGCACCAGCAGCAACAGCAGACACAAAUCUUACAACAGCAAAAGCUCGCACAAGGUCUCGCACAGGCCCAGGCACAAAAGCAGUCACAGAUGAAUCUGCAGCACAGUCUGGAGAGAAGCGAGGCCGUUCCAGGGCUCGCGCACUGUCACCAGAAUCUGUAUCAGAGCCAGGCCGGGCUGGUUGGCAUCGGGCAGGUUACUGGGCAGAUUACGCCGCCGAUGUCCAGAAGUGGCAGCUUCGGGAGUGAGGGGAGUCCCAAAGGGAAGAGGAAGGCAGAAGACGAUGCCGGAGAAGGGUUGCUCAUGUUGAAGAGGAGGUGUUGAUUGUUUUCGGUUCGAGGCAUGAUGUUUGGCGUUGAGGCUCAAUGAUGCAUUUGCUGGCGUACCAAGGUUUAGCGUAUACGAAGUCAUGAUUGGUAUGAAGCCAUGCUGGGUUCUUUACCUAUUGCUGUGUCCGUCGAGGCAACCCCUACCUACAUUCAUAAUAUUCAAAAAAAAGCUACUUCUAAACUAUCGGAUGGUGCCGGUCU
Boeremia exigua is the source of this 1209-nucleotide messenger RNA. RefSeq lists its product as uncharacterized. The transcript has a single exon. Lineage: Eukaryota; Fungi; Ascomycota; Dothideomycetes; Pleosporales; Didymellaceae. The record is from RefSeq and is a predicted model, not a curated record. The coding region runs from base 95 to 1003 and encodes 302 amino acids.